Peromyscus eremicus (cactus mouse) is the source of this 2813-nucleotide messenger RNA. RefSeq names its product zinc finger protein 77 (gene Znf77). NCBI's taxonomy places the organism in Eukaryota, Metazoa, Chordata, Mammalia, Rodentia, Cricetidae. The record is from RefSeq and is a predicted model, not a curated record. The coding region runs from base 424 to 2301 and encodes 625 amino acids. The transcript is spliced from 3 exons.
UUUUUUAGAGCUAGGGUCUCUCAUGUAGACCAGGCUGUCCUUGAACUCGCAGAGAUCUGCCCAGUGCUGGGAACAAAGCUUUGGCCACUCGUGAGGAGGCCAGAGGUCCAGAUCCUGUGUUUUCCUUCAUACUCUGCUUUCCUGGGCCACCAACCAGCUCCCAAAUCAUGACACAGUGACUUAUUAUCAGUUGUGAAUGCUCGCUCAGCCUAGCAUAGGCAUGCUUCUGGUAGCUCCUUUAACUUAACCUGGUUUUCUUUAUCUACUUUUCACCUCAGGGCUUGUUACCUUCUGUGUAUCCUACUGGCUCUGCGUCUCUGUGGCUGGCGGCUGCCUGACUUCUUGCCCCAGAGUGGCAUUGGUGCUGUUUCAGAUCCCUAACGGUCGAGGUGAAGACAGGGGUCUAGCCCAUAGCAGCAUCGCAUGGAGAACAAACGAAUCGAACGGAUCGACGGUGACAUCAUCAAAUACGCAGGCCGCCAAACCUAUGACUCUGCAGACAGGCAGCAAGGCCAGGACAGGCAUCUGAGUCCUUUGGUGGACGGACCCCGUGGAGAUGGAGGUGGCCCCAGCCAGGCCGAGGCUCCGGAUGGCAGUCCUUUGGAUGGACCCCGUGCAGAUGGAGGUGGCCCCAGCCAGGCCGAGGCUCCGGAUGGCAGUCCUUUGGUGGACGGACCCCGUGCAGAUGGAGGUGGCCCCAGCCAGGCCGAGGCUCCGGAUGGCAGUCCUUUGGUGGACGGACCCCGUGCAGAUGGAGGUGGCCCCAGCCAGGCCGAGGCUCCGGAUGGCAGUCCUUUGGUGGACGGACCCCGUGCAGAUGGAGGUGGCCCCAGCCAGGCCGAGGCUCCGGAUGGCAGUCCUUUGGUGGACGGACCCCGUGCAGAUGGAGGUGGCCCCAGCCAGGCCGAGGCUCCGGAUGGCAGUCCUUUGGUGGAUGGACCCUGUGCAGAUGGAGGUGGCCCCAGCCAGGCCAAGGCUCCGGAUGGCAGUCCUUUGGUGGAUGGACCCUGUGCAGAUGGAGGUGGCCCCAGCCAGGCCGAGGCUCCUGCUGUGUCCUGUAGUGUCCCAGAUGCAGGCGGACCCAGUGAAGGCACAAGGUCCAAGAAAGCCUCCAAGAACCAGAAAAUGCCUUUCACCAGACACGCGUCACCUCCCUGUGAGGGCUGUGGGAGUUGUCCUUUGUGCCAGCCCCCGAGGAUGGAGACUGAAGUCCAGGAGAGCGCCUACAAGCGUCAGGACUCCAGGAAAAAGUCUGAGAAAAACAUACAGACUCCUAGCAGGACAAAGAUUCUGGAAUGCAUCCAAUGUAGGAGUGUGUUUUCCUGUCCCUACUCCCUUAAGAGACAUAUGAGGAGUCACAAAGGCGAGAAGAGUCACGCCUGCGACACGUGUGGGAAGACCUUCAGCUUCCACUCCUACCUCAAACGGCACAUGAGGACGCACACCGGGGAGCGGCCCUACCGGUGUGAAGAGUGUGGGAAAGCCUUCAGAUCCCCCUCCCACUUCCGGGAUCACAUGAGGCUGCACACGGGAGAGGGGCCCCGAGAGUGUCUGAAGUGUGGGAAAUCCUUCACCUGUCGGUCAUCCUUCCGAGACCACAUGAGGACGCACACCGGAGAGAGGCCGCACGUGUGUCAGCACUGUGGCAAAGCCUUCUCUUGCUACUCCUCCCUCAGAGAACAUGGAAGGUCACACAGUGAGGAGAAGCCCUAUGAGUGCAAGGAGUGUGGCAGAACCUUCCGGUAUCCCGCGUCCUUGAGGGUGCACUCGAGGAAACACGCUGGGUUCGAGUCCCUCCUGUGUGAGAAGUGUGGGAAAACCUUCAGCUGCCACGCCUACUUCCAGACGCACCUGAAGAUGCACAGUGGGGCGAGACCAUACACGUGCGCGCAGUGUGGGCGGACCUUCGGCUUCUUCGCGUCCCUCCGCAUCCACGUGGGAACACACACCGGGGAGAGACCCUAUGAAUGCCCGCAGUGUGGGAAAGCCUUGGCUUCUCGGUCUUCCCUUCGUGAGCAUGUCAGGACACACAGCAGCGAGAAGCCGUAUGCAUGUGAGCUGUGUGACAAAGUCUUCAGUCACUCUCAGUAUUUCCACAAGCACAUGAAAUCCCACAAGGACGGGAGGCCCUACCUGUGCAGCAGGUGUGGGAAAGCAUAUCGCUCUUCCUCAUCCCUCCGGGCACACGUGAGGACACACACCGGGGAGAGACCCUAUGAGUGCAAGCAGUGUGGGAAAGCCUUCAUGUCUCUCCCAGCCCUUAUAGGACACAUGAAAAUUCAUGCUAGAAAGAACAUGUAAGAGGCCACCACUGGAGUGUGGCCCUGUGAUGGGGUAUCAGACAAAGAUAUCCCAGGGUCAUAGGCUCAGCCCACACAGAUAGAUCACCAUGGGUGUGAAAAGUGUCUUCUGGUGAGUGGAGAAAAGCACACUGGGAAGAAACAUCACUUGGAGGCCCCAGGAAAACCUUGGCUGUGUCACCUCAUUGUUCUCUUCUUUUUUUUUUUUGAGGCAGGGUUUCUCUGUGUAGUUUUGGAGUCUGUCCUGGAUCUCGCUCUGUAGCUCAGGCUGGCCUCGAACUCACAGAGAUCUGCCUGGCUCUGCCUCCUGAGUGCUGGGAUUAAAGGUGUGCGCCACCGCUGCCCAACCCUCAUCUUUUUUUGUGAGACCUCAGAGGAGGCAGACAUCCCUCACAAGCUCCCUGAGGGAGGAUCCCACCAUGUUGCCCGAGAGACUCAAGCUUUAGACAAGCCCUCCCCCAACCUCUGUCUCCCACAAAUGUGCACAAAACACACCUGGCCUUCUCUGUUUCU